Hymenoscyphus albidus is the source of this 2069-nucleotide messenger RNA. Lineage: Eukaryota; Fungi; Ascomycota; Leotiomycetes; Helotiales; Helotiaceae. The record is from the annotation of a GenBank genome assembly.
CUUAUACCAGCCCAAAUCACCUCACGGAAAUUACCCGUGUUAUUAUUCAUUCAUAGCUCCUACACAUCCGAUAUUACACAAGAAAUAUUCAGUCUCAAAUAUCACUACCUCAACCGUUUCGACACUCGUAACAAAGUGCAUCCUUCAAAAAAAGCAACCGAAGUUCUUUGAUUGGCUACCUCCAAACCAAUUACGGUGCAACCACUAGGUAUCCUCGGCGCGAACCGACAGGACAAUGCAGGGAUGAGACGAAACCCCCUGGCGGCAAUCUGAACACCAGACGAGUCGAGUUUCAACCCCGUCAAAUCGGAUGAACAUGAUCUUUACAUUGGAGAUCAGUUCCGCACGGUCCAAAAUGUUUGACAGAUUCAGCGCGCGCUUUGAAACUAUUGGAAACCUCCCGAAUCCCCCUUUCCUGUGCCGCUUAAUUUGAGAGGCUGCCGUGGUGUGUUGUACGAUGGUUGGGCUUUUAUAUUUACCUUGAUUUCCACUUUUGGGGGUAUUUUUGUAAGAGAAUUGACAGUCUUGUUCAUUCUGCUCUUGAUAAUUCCGUUCCUUUCGCUUGUGUUUAUCUUCGGCUGCUGGACAUUCUCUGCUGGGCAGUUACAUUCAUUUUAUAGCUUCAUUUUAUUGCAUUCAUUCUAAGAGAGUUUUGACAAGAUGACUGCUUUACAAGUCUUUUUUCUUAGUGCCUUAGCUCUCACUUUAGCGUCGCCCAUUCAGCCACGAGUCGUCGCUUCUCUCAAUCAAGCUGCAUUCGAAGAAGCACAGCAAAGAGAUGCUGCAGCCACACGUGCAUUUUCUUCAACAGCAAUCAAAGUAUGUUAUGGUUGAGUUGUCAUUGUGAGAUAAGUAGCUAAUUGUUAGACUUCUACUGGACAAUGUCUCGCAGUUGACCAGUUAUCCGGAGACUUUCGAGCAAAUUUGACACCCAUCAAAGUUGCUGAAUGUGACGGAAGUACAGGACAGCAAUGGGACAUCAUCACGGCCGGAAAGCAUAAUGACAAAGCUGGCACCAUCCUCGUCGUCAAUACUCUGGUAUGUUGGAGUGGUGGUUUCUCAAAUCUCCGCAUGCUGAUCAUGUCAAGACUCAAGCAUGUAUGAACUUCGAUCCACGUCGAGCUGCAGGAAACACGGUUAUCAUGUUCUCUUGUGGUGGUAGAGCUGAUGGAGGUAAGUCGUAUCACUACUUACAUUCAUGAUCCUUCCUAAUGUGAGUAGGUGGUGCUAUCACCAAUUCCCAGCAAUUUGCUUUUGCUGGAGGAGCUGGGCCUGUAUCCUUUGAGCCUCAAAAUGCUCUCGGAACAUGCUUCGCAGCGACUGCUGGAAAUGUCCUAGACCAAGCACCAUGCAAAGCUGGGGAUGCGUCCCAAACCUUCACGUUCGAAGAUGGAGCCUCAUCCUCCCCAACACCAGCACCAGUACCAGCAAAGGUCAACACAGCGAAACCUGCUGCGUCGUCGGUUGUUGCUUCCUCUGUUGCAGCCCCUAACUCAGCAAUCACUCAAGCACCUCUGACAGGCGGCAACCCAACAACCGCCGUCCCCGUCUCUCGCGCAGGCGGUAUCCUCCAACCCUCAGCAGCAGCAGAAGCCAACAAAAAAGACACAACCGCAACCCUAGCCUUCACAUCCUCAUCUCUAAAAUCCUCAACCGGCGAAUGUCUAACCAUCGACCCCUUAGCCGGUGACUUCCGCCAAAACCUCAUUCCCGUAACCCUCUCUGCCUGCACCGGGGCUCCCGGCCAAAAAUUUGAUCUCAUUGCCAAGGGACUACAUAAUAACGCUGCGAAUUCGACGUUGGUGGUUAGUAGUUUGACGAAUGGGUGUUUAAAUUUUGAUGAUCGAAGGGCGAAGGGGGAUACGGUCAUUUUGUUUUCUUGUGGUGGGAGAGCAGAUGGGGAGGGGGGGACGACUGGGAGUCAGCUUUUUGCGUUCGAUGGGGGAGACGAGAUCCUGCUGCAGCCGCAGAGUGGGAACGGGGCUGUUUGUUUGGCGCCUAGUGGAAGGAAGUUGGAUUCGGGUGCUUGUACGGGGGAUGCUGGGCAGAAAUUUAGCAUCGAGGGCUGA